Messenger RNA from Aedes aegypti (yellow fever mosquito), 1509 nucleotides. RefSeq names its product serine protease 7. The transcript is spliced from 5 exons. Gene Ontology annotation, biological process: proteolysis. Bases 242 to 1324 code for a protein of 360 amino acids. Gene Ontology annotation, molecular function: serine-type endopeptidase activity. The record is from RefSeq and is a predicted model, not a curated record. NCBI's taxonomy places the organism in Eukaryota, Metazoa, Arthropoda, Insecta, Diptera, Culicidae.
UGAACGGGCGGUUAGUCUUUCCAAACGAGAGAGAGUCGUCGCAGGUCUCCGAUGGCAACGAAGUUCUUUUAGAAGCAAAACUCUGAUCAGCAUUUUUUACUAAUUUAUUCUAAUGAUGGAUAUUCUCAACCAUUAAAUUGUCGUCUUUCGGGUUGAAGUGGAAACUCCUGCAGUUAACGAGCUUUGUGUAUAAUCUCAGGAAGAAGUAUCCAGACAAUAUUGAUGCAUAAUCAUUUCUCUAAUGUUUAUUUUUAGUUCAGGACCUUCUGAGAAAACAUUAUCUGAUGUCAAGAUGAGUGUGAUAGCGUUCACAUGGUUGGUUCUUCAAAUUGCAAUAGUUACGGGAGUGCGUCCAUGUUCGUAUAACGAGUUUUGUAUCAACAUCAGGCAGUGUCCAACCUAUAAACAGUAUGACAACGAACCGUUCCAGAACUGGCCGUCAGAUAUAAAAACGAAGGCCAGGGAAGCGCACUGUAACAGCGAAGUAGUUGGCAACCAGACGAUCGUGAGCAUAUGCUGCCCCUCGGUCAUGAACAGUGAGACUUGUGGGGCUCAGGGAGAUGAUCGUAUUUCCAAGGGCCAGGUGGCGCAGCCAUUUUCGUAUCGAUGGAUGGCCCUGCUACAGAGCGAUAAUGGCCGGUUCGAGUGCGGAGGGACGCUCGUGAGUAGCAGAUACGUCCUCACGGCUGCCCAUUGCCUUAAGCGGGCAAGGAUAAUAUCGGUACGGCUAGGAGAAAACGAUAUCGACAAAAUCGAAGACUGCAUAACUGCGGAUGGCGAAACAAUAUGUGCACCUCCUCCACAGGACAUCCUUGUCGACAGGAAAGUCAUACACCCCAAUCAUACCAAUAGGUACAAACUGAACGAUAUUGCUCUGUUGCGAUUGGCAAGUCCCGCCAUUUUGGGUCAUAGUGUCGCAACGGUUUGUCUCCCCGAUGGAACUCCGGAGCAGCGGAAGCUAAAACCAUGGAGCUACAUUGUGACAGGCUGGGGAAAGACUGAAAACGGAACUUCGUCGAGUGUGCUGCGAUUUGCAGAUCUUCCCUCGGUGCCGUUAGAGACAUGUUCCGUCAUGAUUCGAAACAUCCAUUCGACCAUCAGGCUGGACGAGAGUCACGUUUGUGCUGGUGGUGUAGACCUGAAGGAUCACUGCAAGGGGGAUUCCGGAGGUCCUUUGCAUUACGUUUCGAACACUACGGCCCGAUUCGUCCAGCAGGGUGUGGUUGCAUUUGGUAUCAGGACUUGCGGAGAGGAGAGUAAACCAGGCGUUUAUACCAAUGUAGGGCAUUUCAUCAGUUGGCUGGUUCAACACGUUGAUGAGUAAAGUUACCGACGAGCAUUUCCAGCUCUGAACACAAAUUGCGUAGAUGUUACCAUUUCUGAAUUGAUUCCUACAACAAGUUUGCUGAUUUUUCAGAUUAAGAUUUCAAAAAAGCCUGUCGAAUGUUGUGUUUUUUACUCGAAAAUGAUGAUUUUGAUUAAAAUGGCAUUGUUGGAAAAUGUUCAGUA